Messenger RNA from Protobothrops mucrosquamatus (brown spotted pit viper), 1921 nucleotides. RefSeq names its product fatty acyl-CoA reductase 1 (gene FAR1). Lineage: Eukaryota; Metazoa; Chordata; Lepidosauria; Squamata; Viperidae. Gene Ontology annotation, cellular component: peroxisome. The transcript has 12 exons. Gene Ontology annotation, molecular function: alcohol-forming very long-chain fatty acyl-CoA reductase (NADP+) activity. The record is from RefSeq and is a predicted model, not a curated record. Bases 62 to 1609 code for a protein of 515 amino acids. Gene Ontology annotation, biological process: long-chain fatty-acyl-CoA metabolic process.
UAGGAUAGAGCGACAGUUGCAGCGGCGCCGGUAGAGGCGAUACGUAACCUUUUGGAUCAUAAUGGUAUCUAUCCCGGAAUACUAUGAAGGCAAGAAUGUCCUCCUCACUGGUGCUACUGGUUUCAUGGGAAAAGUUCUUCUAGAAAAGCUACUACGAUCCUGUCCAAAGAUAAAGGCAAUAUAUGUUUUGGUGAGAUAUAAAGCAGGAAAGACAUCUCAAGAAAGAGUAGAAGAAAUGAUCCACUGCAAGCUUUUUGAUAGAUUACGAGAUGAGCAACCAGAAUUUAAACAGAAAAUUGUUCCAGUUGCCAGUGAUCUUACAGAAGUAGAAAUGGCCCUUAGUGAGGAAGACAAGAAGAGUAUUCUAAAUUAUGUUAAUAUUAUAUUUCAUUGUGCUGCUACCGUACGAUUCAAUGAAAUCCUACGGGAUGCUGUUCAGCUCAAUGUCAUUGCAACACAACAGCUUCUCCUCUUGGCUCAGAAAAUCAAGAAUCUAGAUGUGUUUGUCCAUGUUUCAACAGCAUUUGCAUACUGCAAUCGAAAACACAUUGAGGAAGUUGUUUAUCCACCUCCUGUUGAUCCUAAGAAAUUAAUAGAUUCCUUAGAGUGGAUGGAUGACAGUCUAGUAAAUGAUAUUACACCAAAAUUAAUUGGAGAUAGACCCAAUACCUACACAUAUACAAAAGCCUUAGCAGAAUACAUUGUACAGCAGGAAGGUACAAAAUUAAAUAUUGCCAUUGUGAGGCCAUCAAUUGUGGGUGCCAGCUGGAAGGAGCCUUUCCCUGGAUGGAUUGAUAACUUUAAUGGACCUAGUGGCCUUUUUAUUGCUGCAGGAAAAGGAAUUCUUAGAACAAUGCGAGCCUCAAAUAAUGCAGUUGCCGAUCUUAUUCCUGUAGAUGUAGUCAUCAAUGCAACAAUAGCUGCUGCUUGGUAUUCAGGAGUUAAUAGGCCAAGAAAUAUUAUGGUAUACAACUGUACAACGGGUGGCACUAAUCCCUUUCAUUGGGGUGAAGUUGAAUACCAUGUAAUAUCCACUUUCAAGAGGAAUCCUCUCGAACAGGCCUUCAGACGGCCCAAUGUAAAUCUAACAUCCAAUCACCUUUUAUAUCACUACUGGAUUGCUGUAAGCCAUAAGGCCCCAGCAUUCCUGUAUGAUAUCUACCUCAGGAUUACAGGAAGAAACCCAAGGAUGAUGAAAACAAUAACACGUCUUCACAAAGCUAUGGUGCUAUUAGAGUACUUCACAAGUAAUUCUUGGGACUGGAACACAGACAAUGUCAAUAUGCUUAUGAGCCAGCUGAGUCCUGAAGACAAAAAGGUAUUUAAUUUUGACGUUCGGCAGUUACAUUGGGCAGAAUAUAUGGAAAAUUACUGCAUGGGAACAAAGAAAUAUGUACUGAAUGAAGAAAUGUCUGGUCUCCCAGCAGCUCGGAAACACUUAAAUAAGCUAAGGAACAUACGGUAUGGCUUCAAUACAGUACUUGUAAUUCUCAUCUGGCGAAUUUUCAUUGCAAGAUCCCAAAUGGCAAGAAACAUCUGGUAUUUUGUUGUUAGCCUAUGUUACAAGUUCCUCUCUUACUUCAGAGCAUCCAGCACUAUGAGAUACUAGAGAUGACAAUUCCAGCAUUAGGACAUCUAUGCAUUUGGUGGUCUAAUGGCACAAAGCCGUAUAAUAUACCUACUCAUCUUGUCUUUUGUAAAAACAUGAAAUAUUAGAUCUGGAUUGUGAAAUACAGUUCAUGUGAUGCUUAAUUGUGCAUUUCUGUGAAGAUUAUAUGGCUAAUCUGGAUCAAUCUCUCAUUAGGCAAAUAUGUAGGUAAAAUAUCCAAGCAGAUUUAUAUCUGUAUGAGGAAAACGUUAGGCCAUGGACCAGUGUAACUGCAAUUCUGGAAUGCAUUCAAUUAAAAUCUGCCUUAACAUA